AACAACGCCGUGGUGAAAAAGCAUCCUUCGUGAUUAAAAUUCAACGAAUAUCGAAUAAAAAGUAUCAAGUUUCGUUUCCCAAUCGGUAUUUAAAGUUCCAUUAAAACUGUGGAGACGAUGGAGAGUGAAAGUUCGCCACCACCAACCUUCUGGCCAGCAGCACUCGGGUUGCAUCCAGUGGGAACAAAGUUUCCCAUCAAAACAUCAAGCGCACCACCCAUGCAGGCAUUGAAUGCUCGAGGAAGGCCAGCACGAAUACGUAAAAAGAAUCGAUUGUUCUACGACGAUGAUAUCGUCAACGAUAAGGUGCCAUCGACGCGAGCUACUCCGAAGAAAACUCCAGGACCGAUAAAAAAACCUAUGAGCUGUACCAAGGCUACCCCACAAACUACACCACGCAGUGAGUUGUCGAUGACCCCCCAGAAGCUGAUGCCGCGCUCCGUUUUCAAAAAGAAAUAUUCCUCUCGCUACGCAAAUCUCAAGCAAAGCGGUAGAAAACGUAAAACCGACAUCGAUGAUACAAAUCAUAAUCCCAUGAAAGUGGUCAAUCCGAUGUCGUUAUUGGACAAAAAGUGGAACCAUAGCCUCGGGCUGCAGUUUAAAAACUUUCUUAUACUUCCCAAAGCGCACAGAUUUUGCUACUACGAGUUCUUCUACAGUGACAUCGAUCGCCACAUUUUUGGAACACCGAACGAAUUUCAGCAAUUAUUGCGAAAGCACUAUCCACACCUUGAAGCUAACAAUCUCACACGUGCAGAGUGGCGUAAAAUUCGAUCAUCCUUUGGCAAACCGAGAAUUUUCUCUCCCGCAUUUGUAGCACAGGAGCGGAUGGAACUUGCUCGAAAGCGUGAGAAAAUACGCAUUCUGCAAGCCAACAGUAUGGGAGACAUAUCAUUUAUGGAAGGCUUGCCCAAUAAUAUUCCGAAGUUGAUACCGCCCGGAACGAAAGUAACUGCACGAUUGCGAACCCCGUACGAUGGUGUAUUCAAUGGAACGGCGGAGAACUACAUUCCCGAAUCCAGAAGCUACGUGGUUGUAUUCGAGAGAUUGGGUGGAGAUUCUCGAUUGAUUCCUGACAUCGAGGUCUUUUCUAGCGAACCGAAGCUGCCGAUGAUCAAGGUAAACAGCAUUACAAAGGAUUACCGUGUAGCUUUUCAAGACGCAUCCUUUUAUCUUGUCUCGCCGAAUGCGAAAUCGCCGAGAAAGCAUAGAGAUCCGUUGCUGAGUGGAGAAAGCGCGCAUAAAUCAAGCGUUAAAAAAGAGGGUAACGCCACAAACAUCGGAGGUUAUCCUGUGAAGUAUCUAGAACUGAUAGUACGCACGAAAAAGACACUUUCCGCAAAACAGAUGAAGUUACUACGUUUGCAAAAUAUCACAUCUGAAGCACAGAUAUACAAAUCCUACGACAACCCACUGCCAGAUGAGUUCAAAAAGCGCUAUGCAAUGUUGCUGGUUGCCAUCGACAAGCUGAAUCGUGACCUCGAAGAGCAACUGAAGCAAUUACGAGAGUAUUCCGGCACGUUGACGCAAGAUCCGGAAAUGUUGGCAAUGAUUACUCCGAGCUACCAGCGGGAACAUUCGCGCGAAAAGGCAGAACAGAUUUUUGAAAAGAACAACAACGGCAGCGUGAAGAACGAGCACAUAGCCAAUUUAAUUAAACACCUCACCACCAUCAUGUAUCUUGCAUCGAAUGUGAAUAAGAACGGAAAAGAUGCACUCAGCAUUAUGGCCUUGAAAGGAACGAUUGUUGAAACGAGGGAACUUCUAGAGCCAGGAAAUGUGGGAGCGUUCAACAGAAAUGUCGUCAAGUACGUGAACUACAUCGAUUGCAACCCCGGACCAUCAAAAGUAAUAAAAAACGAGGGGCCAUAAUUUUCAAAACAUGCAAUUUUAGAAAUAGGAGAUUUCUUUUAAUGUUAAACAGCAGUUAUGUACAGAAAAGCUUAAAAGAUCGAUUUGUAUUAGCAGUUUUACCGUGCGUAAUCAUU
Molecule: messenger RNA, 1988 nt
Organism: Anopheles coustani
Lineage: Eukaryota; Metazoa; Arthropoda; Insecta; Diptera; Culicidae
Gene: mip130
Product: protein lin-9 homolog
Exons: 1
Coding region: 118-1872 (584 amino acids)
Biological process (GO): regulation of transcription by RNA polymerase II; regulation of cell cycle; DNA-templated transcription
Cellular component (GO): nucleoplasm; transcription repressor complex
Molecular function (GO): DNA binding
Source: RefSeq, a predicted model, not a curated record